ACGCCCUCCUCCGCCACCGCAGCUCCGUCGAAGGCCAAAGCCAACCUCUCUAAAUCGAAGAAAACAGCAGCUGCAUUAACCUCUGGUGGUGCCAAGAAACCCAGAGCCUACCCUACUUAUCAUGAGAUGGUCAAGGAGGCGAUUGUGGCUUUGGCUUUGAAGGAAAGGAGUGGAUCGAGCCAGAUUGCAAUUGCUAAGUUCAUCGAAGAGAAGCAUAAGUCCAACCUCGCUGCAAAUUUCAAGAAACUGCUGGUUGUUCAAUUGAAGAAACUUGUUGCUAAUGGCAAGCUAGUUAAGGUCAAGAACUCCUUCAAGCUCCCUCCUAAAUCUUCCGCUAAGGAUGCUGCUUCUGUGAAGAAAGCGGCUCCAGCGAAGCCCAAGGCCGAGGCUAAGCCUAAGCCGGAAAAGGCUGCGAAGGCUGAGGCUGUAAAGUCUCCGGCGAAGAAAGCUGUUGUAGCGGCUAAAAAUAAGACUCCGGCGAAAAAGGCAGUAAAGAAAACCAAGAGUAUUAAGUCGCCGGUGAAGAAGGCAGUUAAGAAGACCAAGAAGUGAAAGCAGUUUGUGGAUAGAAUGACAGGACUUGUACAUUGAGGGUUUAGACGGGAUUAUUUGGGUAUAGAAUUGCUUGAUUUUUUUAGGAGAAAUAAUUUCAAUUUAAUUCAACUUCUAUUUGAAAGGGAAUUAUUUGUUUUAGUGAA
Populus nigra (black poplar) is the source of this 698-nucleotide messenger RNA. RefSeq names its product histone H1-like. The transcript has 2 exons. Gene Ontology annotation, molecular function: nucleosomal DNA binding; double-stranded DNA binding; structural constituent of chromatin. Gene Ontology annotation, biological process: chromosome condensation; nucleosome assembly; negative regulation of DNA recombination. Gene Ontology annotation, cellular component: nucleosome; nucleus. The record is from RefSeq and is a predicted model, not a curated record. The annotation marks the transcript as partial. Lineage: Eukaryota; Viridiplantae; Streptophyta; Magnoliopsida; Malpighiales; Salicaceae.